This is a messenger RNA of Paramuricea clavata, 2683 nucleotides long. Lineage: Eukaryota; Metazoa; Cnidaria; Anthozoa; Malacalcyonacea; Plexauridae. The record is from the annotation of a GenBank genome assembly.
AUGGCGGAAAUUCAAUACGGCUACAAUUUAUGGAAAUGUGCAAUUAAUAAGGUAUUAAAUGUAUUUCAAGUACCUUCUUUGUAUAAAGAACAGGAAGAGGCCCUUGCUCAAUUAUUUUCGAAGCGAGAUGUUUUUAUUAAUCUCCCUACAUCGUAUGGAAAAUCGCUUAUAUUCCAAGCUGCACCAAUAAUGGCUGAUAUUCUCUUUCGAAGAAGCACGGGAACCAGUAUAGUAGUGGUUAUUUCUCCACUGAAAGCCCUCAUGGAAGAUCAAGUUAGACAUUUAAACAAACUAGGUUUAUCGGCCGUCUGUGUAUCAGACCAACACGACGAUCGACUUGUUCAAGGUAUCAUCAAUGGUCAGUACACACACGUAUAUGGAUCACCUGAAUGCUUUCUCAAAUCAACUUGGAGAGGAAUAUUUGGGAGCAAGAAAUUUCGAGAAUCAUUGGUGUGUAUUGCCGUGGAUGAAGCUCAUUGUAUUAGUCAAUGGUAAGAUAACUGAUGUUAAUUUAUUACCUACCUACAUACAUAUUUUCAAGUAAUCCAAAGUAUCAUUAAUCUAUAAACAACUAAACAAGCCAACAAGGUACCAUGAUACAAGUAAACACAGGUUGCACCUUUAACUAUCUGAUAGCGGACUCCUUGACUAUAUAAUAAAAUAUAGGCAAAAGACAAAGUAUGGAUAGCCAAGGUCAUUAUGUGUUUCUGUUUUGUCUUGUUUCAAAGGGGUUUGCCUGGUGCUAGACGAAGUGAACUUCCAUUCAGAAGUUGGUAUGGGAACCUUGGAGAAUUGCGAUCACUUUCCCCAGAUGAUGUAAACAUGCUUGUGGUAACAGCGUCAGCCACCAAAGAGACCAGGGCUGUUAUCUAUGAAAGUUUGAAGUUAAGCAAUACUACUGCAGUGGUGUCAAAAUCACCUGAUAGGUCAAAUCUACAGUAUACAUUGCAGUAUAUGGAUAAAAAUAUUCCACUUGAUUUGUUAUUCACCGAGGUAAUCAAGGAUGUGAAAAGUAAUGGUAUAAGGGCAGUAAGGACAAUUGUUUACUGUCAAACUCGGAAGCAAUGUGCAGUCUUGUACCGAGUAUUCGAAACUGGUUUGGGUAAUUUACUUUAUCAGGAUGCUGUGCAUAACUGUAAACGUCGUUUAGUAGAUAUGUACCAUGCUGGAACACCUGAACCAGUAAAAAGGCACAUUUCAAAAGAUAUGUCCAAAGGAGAUGGUCAUAUUAGAAUACUUAUCUCAACCAUUGCAUUCGGAAUGGGUGUAGAUUGUAAGCAGGUUAGCAGAAUUAUUCACUUUGGGCCAUCUAAGAAUAUUGAAUGUUAUAUCCAGGAAAGUGGGCGUGCAGGAAGGGAUGGGUGCCAAAGUAAGUGUAUAUUAUUGUUUAAUGGCCUGCUUUCUACACAUUGUACACAAGACAUGAAGGAGUUUCUUCGUAGUGACAAGACAUGCAGAAGAGAAUUGCUCAUGAAAGCAUUUGGAUACCAGCAUGUUGCAUCAAAUAGACACAGUUGUUGUGACAAUUGUGCAAUCGCAUGUGAAUGUGGUGAAGAUGAUUGUAAGUCAAACAUUGGACUAAAUAUUCCAGACUCAAAGACUAUGACCUCAGAUGAAAACACUGGAAAAACAAGACCUGUCAGUCAUGAGCAGAAAAAUCUUUUAAAAGCCAAGUUGAAAGAUUUUAGGAAUCGUCUAAUAAAAGAACAAACACAACAAUUGAGUAACACAGUGUCAUUACCAACUGUUCUACUUGAAUUUGGGAAUACACAAAUCGUUAGUGUUAUUGAAAACAGUAACAAAAUAUUUACUAUUUGUGAUGUUAAGAAGUAUGUUGAAGUGUGGCGUGAACAACAUGCAUGUGGAGUAUUAAAAGUUCUUGAUGAGGUGUUUGGUGACAUUGGUAAUAUUCCAGAUUUGUCUGACUCAAUGUGUGAAGAACUAUUUGGCACUAUGGAUUGGGAUGAAAUUCAUGAUGACUCAAGUUUGUUUUCAAUGAUGGAUUCACAGGAUGAAGACAUGGAUGAUGGCACCCAAGAUGAAACUGGAGAAGGGUCAUUAAAUAAGAGCAGUUUUUUCUGUAAUGUGAACCUUUAAUUGAACUACUGUACUGUACUCAGCAAGAACAUUUUCAUGAAGGUAACUAUUACUAACUUUGCUAUAUAACACAGUACAGUAAUACUACAUACUUGACAAGUGCACUUAGGCUUUCCCAAUAAUAUUUACAAUAAUCUUUUUUUCAUUCCCAAUGGACAAGGUUUUUAAAGUGCCUAUAUUAUGGUUUUGGUUUUAGGGUAUUUUAAGACACUUUGCAAUAUAUUUUGUUUUUGAAAAAUUUCAUCUUCAUGGAUUUAUUAGCUCUUAAAGUUACCGGACAUGACGUCAAAAGGAGAAGUUUGUUGCAAUAAUACAAAGGAAAACUGAUUUGCAAUUCUCCUUUUGACGUCAUGUCCGGUAACUUUAAUAGCUAAUAAAUGCAUCAAGAUGAAAUUUUGAAUAACAAAAUAUAUUGCAAAGUGUCUUAAAAUACCCUAAACUUUCGAGAUAUGCAAACUCCAAAACCAUGAUAUAGGCACUUUAAUAAUUCUUACUCUAGCUUGCAAUUUUGUGAAACUUUGAAAACAUGUGUGAAACUAACUAACAAGGGAGUAAACAUUAAUUUUACUUGGCCCUAUGUAAUUAC